GGGUAGGACAUGUGACAAAACUACAUUUAAAAAAAAUGAGUGAAUUCGAAAGUGAAAUUACUGGCGCUAUGUAUCAGAUGAAAGAAUUUUCUUGGGUAGAUUAUUUAGUUUUCGUGUUCAUGUUAGCUAUAAGUGCUUUCGUCGGCGUUUAUUGGGGAUUUUUCAAAAAACAGACGACACAAAAUGAUUACCUCCUUGGAGGUAGAAACAUGAAAGUGGUACCAGUUUCUAUGUCUUUGGUGGCUAGUUUUGUUUCAGGUAUCACGUUACUGGGAUCUCCAACUGAAGUUUACAUGUAUGGAACUCAAUACGCCUACAUAAUAGGUGGCAUUUUUCUCAUGUCAAUCGUAAUGACCCAAGUUUACUUACCAGUGUUUCAUGACCUUAAAAUCACUUCUAACUAUGAGUACUUAUCAAUGAGGUUUGAUAACAAAGUACGUCUGUUUGGAUCGAUUCUGUUCGCUAUUACGUUGAUAGGUUGGCUCCCGAUUGUAAUCUACGUACCAGCAUUAGCUUUUAAUCAAGUCACUGGUGUGGACGUUCACAUUAUAACGCCAAUUGUUUGCUUAGUUUGCAUAUUCUACACAAGUGCGGGUGGUCUUCAAGCUGUUGUAUGGACCGAUGUGAUUCAAAUUACAUCUAUGGUUGGUGCUAUGGCUUUAGUAGCUAUUAAAGGUACUAUUGAUGUUGGUGGAUUUGGCACAGUAUGGCAAAGAAAUAUGGAAAGUGGACGGAUCGAAGCACCCAAUUGGGAUUUUUUACCUACUGCGCGUCAUACUAUCUGGAAUUUGAUCUUCGGUGGCCUCAUAUAUUGGCUGCAAGCUAAUUCUGUCAAUCAGACCAUGGUGCAGCGCUACUUAGCUUUGCCAACAUUACGGGGAGCUAAAUGGGCAGUUGUUCUAUUUUGCAUUGGUAUAUCAACAAUUUACUGUUUCUGCUUGUAUUGCGGCUUGCUGAUAUACGCUCGUUUUUAUGACUGUGAUCCGCUCCAAACGAAGUUGGCAAAGGCGAAAGAUCAAUUACUCCCAUUACUAGUUAUGGAUGUCCUUGGGGAAAUCCCUGGACUACCAGGGGUUUUUAUCGCCGGGAUAUUUAGCGCAGCUCUCAGUUCCUUAUCGACAAGUUUAAAUUCGAUGUCAGCGGUUGUAUUGGAAGAUUUCUAUAAACCGUUUUUUAAGAGACAGUUAUCUGAGCGGCAGACGAAUUGGCUCUUAAAAAGUGUCGUCAUAUUUUUGGGAGUAUUAUGCUUAGGACUGGUUUUCAUUGUCGAAAAAAUGGGAACCAUUUUACAGCUCACUAUGACGCUUGAAGCAAUGACAAUGGGACCGCAGCUUGGUGUUUUCUCUAUGGGCAUUCUAAUGCCAUGGGUCGAUGCAAUGGCAGCUUUAAUAGGCGGUAUCACAGGAUUGGCGAUCAUGUCGUGGUGGUGUCUGUCAGCACAGUUCGCUAUCGCUAAGGGUCUUAUCGUCCAUCCUCACAAAUCCCUCACAACAGAGGGAUGCCAGUACAAUUAUACUGUUGUUGAGACAGUUACACAUGUGGAAGGACCAGAAGUGAGUCCAAUACUGCACGUAUCCUACAUGUGGUACACUUUCGUGGGAGCUGCGCUGACGAUAAUUGUCGGUGUCACCGUGUCUCAGAUAAACAGGUGUCGUGGUCGGGCCUACGUGCCCCCCGCGCCCAAACUACUAGCGCCUGUGAUACGGAAGCUCUAUCGCGAGCCACCGCAUCCAGCAGACGAGCCAUUUAUAAGGGCAUAUGGCUGUACAAAAAACGAAAAAAAAUCUGCAGCUAUAGAUAUGAAACCUAUCAAGGAGUGUGAAGAAUUGAGCUGAGGAGAAUGAAAUUUUGGACAUAAAUAAAGAUAUAUAUUUUAUAGAAAGUAACAUUGUUUAGUAAAUAAAAUUUAUAAAUGUUCAA
This is a messenger RNA of Melitaea cinxia (Glanville fritillary), 1920 nucleotides long. Its product is annotated as sodium-coupled monocarboxylate transporter 1-like. Gene Ontology annotation, molecular function: symporter activity. The coding region runs from base 36 to 1835 and encodes 599 amino acids. Gene Ontology annotation, biological process: transmembrane transport; sodium ion transport. Gene Ontology annotation, cellular component: membrane. NCBI's taxonomy places the organism in Eukaryota, Metazoa, Arthropoda, Insecta, Lepidoptera, Nymphalidae. The record is from RefSeq and is a predicted model, not a curated record. The transcript has 14 exons.